CAAAUGCCAGUUCGCGUUAAGUUUGAACUGGCUUGAACAUUUUCUUUGUUCAAUUUAUUCAAAAAUAAAUACUAUUUUUGGCAACAAACUGUUCACAUUUCAAAAUUGCAUUUUUCUAAAUAGAUAUUUUCAUGGACUACUAUUGAAAAGGUUUAAAUAAUUGAUCACAUGAACAGUACCAACGAGAACCGUAUUAUACGUUAUCAUAAGAAAUAUAAACAUAUGAAAAAAAGAAUUAAAAGCCUAAUUAUAGAAAACGCAGCAUUGUGUGAUGAAGUGGCAAAAAUCCAAGAAAACAUACUAAUUGUAAAAGAUGAACGAAAAUUUUUGUUGCGCAAGUUACUUGAAUUAGAAAAUGAAUCUGAAACACAACAAAGUAGAUUUGAAUCUAUUACACAUAAUGGUUCAAAAGCCAAACCUAAGAAAAGACGAAGUCUUGAAGAUGGCGGAAAGAACAUAUCUAGUGCUUUAAGUUAAUCCAAUCAAAAAGUAUCUAUAUGUACUUUCUUCAAUAUUUAGACAUAAAACAUUGUUUAAUUUCAUUCUCAAAUACAUCAAGAUAGACUGUUUA
Messenger RNA from Papilio polytes (common Mormon), 571 nucleotides. RefSeq names its product transforming growth factor beta regulator 1. The transcript has 2 exons. Lineage: Eukaryota; Metazoa; Arthropoda; Insecta; Lepidoptera; Papilionidae. The record is from RefSeq and is a predicted model, not a curated record. Bases 169 to 477 code for a protein of 102 amino acids.